GUCGGUUGCUAGGCGCCGCGAGACCCGGGCUCCUGGGAGCAGAAAGCGUAACGCGGGUUGUAGUCACGUCGAAUUCUGGGAAGGAAGAUGGACGGCUCCGAAGAGGAAGAGGAAAAACUUUCUUCUUCCAGUGAGUCGGAAGGCGAGUAUGACGCCGAUGCUGAAGAAGCUGAAGGGGAAUCAGGAUCGGAACCAGAGAACCCAGAGGACCCUGUUUAUGCCAUGGCGCCAACGGUCAACAUUCAAGACGAAAGUGCCAUUGAUGUUGAGUCCUGCCCUGCGUUUGUGUAUCUUAAUGAGCUGUUUUAUGAAGGAAAAAUCCCUGGAACAAGAUUGGCUGAGUUGAAGGCAAAAUACACCAUGUUACAUGAUACUCUAGUAAGUUUACAGGAAUCAGAGAUUCAGCUGCUGCAGGAUGCUAAACGUUUUACGGUUAAGCUGGAGGACCAGCAGCAGGCACUGGAAAAAGCCGAGCAGUUCCCAGAGGACGCCACUUCAGAGGUCUCUAAACUGAGGCAGCAGUACCUGAGAUACUUCAACGAGUACAACGCCAUUCAAGAGAGAGAGUUUGAAAUUCAGUAUAAGCUGAAUAGUUUACUAGAAGACAAGAAAUUAAUUGAAAAGGACUAUCGCAAAGUUCCCAAAGCUUCUGAUGCGGACAAGAAAAUCAAAGCCUUGAGGGACAGUUGCGAAGACCUGCGUAAAGAAACAACACAGAGAAGGCUAGAAAUCAAACACCUGAAAGAUGAUCUCUUUGCGAGGCACAAACGUCUCGCAAAGGAGCACAAAGAACUGGAAGAACUAUUUCGAAAACAAGAAGAACUAAAGGAUGAACUCGUCCGUCUCCAAGCCAUUCCGAUUCAGCUCGGAAAAGAUAUGGAAAAAAUAAGCCGCCGAAUGCAAGACAUCGAGAAAAGGAAACUCUCACUUCAGGAAGAAGCGCAAGAACUUCUGGAGACGUCCAAAAAAAUGGAGACCAAGAGCACGGAGACCAUGGCGGAGAAAGAAGACGCCAUCAAAGAGGUCGAAGGGAAGAAAGCGCUGCUCGAGAUCAAAGAGCGAGAAUUCAACACUCAGACCAAGGUGCACGAGAUUAAUAAAGAGAACGAAGGCACCGCCAUUUCAGAGAGGGGCCAAUUAGAAAUGGGUUUUCGCAACAUGUCGAAUUUGAAACAGAAACUGCAUGAUACUCUGUGUCGGAUGCAAAGAGAGAAGGAGAAGGACUUGCGCACCUUUAAAAAGAUGGAAAUGCAGCUUAAAAUCGCGCACGAAAGCCUGGCACAAGUUCAGUCGCGUCACGAAAGAAUGCUUUUAGAGUUAGAUGCUGUCCCUAAAGAGGACGGGGCAAUCUUAGAGAGGCGAAGGGAGCUUCAGAGAGAAGUGGAAAUGGCGAAGCGAAACCUGACUCAAGAGAAAACAUCCACCGAUUCCGAAUUGCGGCUUCUCGAUCAGUGCAUCGCUGAGGAAGACCAACUUAUUGGGGCUCAGGAGCAUUACAGGGAAGAGUUCAAUAACUUGAUCCGUAUGACCCAGCUCAAGGCGGAUGAGAGGGAACAAAAAUCAAAGGAUUUCUUGAAAGCUCAGGUGCGUCUGAAUAACAUUAUUGCAGAAAUAAAAACGAAAGACUUUGAAAUUAGGGAGCACACAAAGAAACAGAGAGAAAUUCAGAGACAGAUGAAAGAAUUUGCCAAACUGUACGACGUCGUGCGACACGAGAGAAACAAGCUGGUGAACCUCGUACACUGCGCUCGCCAGAAAACCAACGAAAUUAAAGACAAAGUCAAAAUGCUGGAUAAUGAGAUGGAAAUCCUAAGGAACAAUGCUGUAAUUAAAGAGAGAAAACUGCAGAAAUAUCAGAUGAAGUACGCCAACAACGUCGCGAUCAAGGACAGCAUUCAGAGCGAUGUUUGCAAGGUUUAUCAGACCGUCCAGGAUAUGAAGGAGAAACGGGAGCAGCAACUGAUGGACGUCGAACGGCUGACCAACACGCUCACCCGGAUUGAGGAAGAAAUGGUCCAGUUGCGUAAGACGUACGAGAAGGCUGUCCAGAGACGAAAUGAAAGUGGCGUCCAGCUCAUCGAGCGCGAAGAGGAAGUGUGUAUUUUUUACGAAAAGAUCAACAUUCAGGAAAUGAUGAGCCGAAACGGCGACAUCGAGAUCAAUGUGAUGGAUGAGAAAAUACGCUAUCUCAAACUGAAGAUAAUCGAGAAGAAGAGGCAGAUUGAAUUAUCCGUCAAAAUGUUGCCGACCAAGAGGACUCUCGAUGCUGAUUUAGUGGUCCUUCAAAUUCAGUUUUCACAGUGCAAGGACAAAAUUAAAAGCCUGGAGAAGCAAUUUACUGACCCAGAUCGAGAAAACCGAGUAAGAGCGUUGCCUGGGAAGGACCCCUCCGUUCAAGAGCUCUUCAAAAAGAUAGAGGAGUUGGAAAUUCAUCUGACUCGGAAAGAGGAAAGACUGCUGGAAAAGGACUUUAUUUUUGAGCAAGUUUCCCGGAUGACGGAGAAAAUUAGCGUCAAGGCAGAAAACGGCAAGGAGGAGACAUUAAUCCUGGCUAAAAAAAUGAACGUGCUGCAGGAGAAAAUAAAGAGCACCACCCAGAAGAUCAUGGCUCUCAUUGCGGAGCUCUCCAUGCAUCAGGCCAUCGCCAUUAAGCUGCAGCAAGAGAUGCGGGACAAAGAGCAGACCAUCCAUUGUGUCGUCUCCCGCCUGGCGAAAGGUCUUCCUCCGCCAAGAGAAAUCGAACAGGACUGGCUCAGGGUGCUGCGGGAUGAAAAAAUGCACGAGAUAGCCAGCGAAGCCAGAGCGAAACAGGCCCUAGAAGAAGAACAGGCUGCCUUGCCAACUGCCAUCCACACUACGGCUGAGCAGCGUCCCAACGCCUACAUCCCCGAUGACGAAAACGUCCUCCCGCUACCGAGGCCUUACGGGGCGCUGGCGCCGUUCAAACCGAGCGAGCCCAGCGCCAACAUGAGACACAUCAGGAAGCCAAUCGUGAAACCGAUCGAAAUCUGAGUGGCUCAAGCUCUGUUGAAGGAGAACAUUUCUCGCUCCGAGAAACGGUUUAUUUUUCAUUCGACUAAAAGAAGUUUUCGGGAUGAUAACGGGCGGGCAGGAAAAUGUAUGGCUUCAUAGGUCAAGAAAUGUUUUUGUUUUCUUGAAAGUUCCAGAAAUAUGUAAUGAAAUAAAGGUUGGGGAAAAAAUAUUGAAAAAUGUUUGCAGUUUGUUGUUGUUAGCUGUGAAAUCGUGUCCAACCCAUCACAACCCCAUGGACAACGUUCCUCCAGGCCUUCCUGUCCUCUACCAUCCUCUGGAGUCCAUUGAAGCUCAUGCUGACUGCUUCAGUGACUCCAUUCAGCCACCUCGUUCUCUGCUGUCCCCUUCUUCUUUUGCCCUCCAUCAUUCCCAGCAUUAGGCUCUUCUCCAGUGAGUCCUUCUUUCUCCUUAGGUGGCCAAAGUAUUUGAGUUUCAUCUUCAGGAUCUGGCCUUCUAAAGAGCAGUCAGGGUUGAUCUUCUCUAGGACUGACUGGUUGGAUCGCCUUGCAUGCCGUUUCUCAUAGUGUGGCAAAUACCGUCGUCAUUACUACACGUUUCUGCAUUUGGAAUUAAAACAUUUAACACAAUAUUUGGAAGGUUUAGCUAUCGUAAAGUCAUCCACGCUGUGUUAUGAUUUCAACUUCCAUACUGUGAUGACCCUGAGCACGGCACAGAGGUAACACAGGCAGCAGGCAGUUCAAACUUCCCCUUUAUUGCUCCAAAUUUCCCCCAAAUGCUCCUACCUUUCUGGCAAGUCCCAGAGCAAAAUGAUGACACACACACACCUACCUCCAGCAGCCUCUAUCUGCAAAUAGUCCAGCCCAACGCUGGGAGCGCUGCAACGCUGCAAAGCAAAAAAUCCAGCAGGGCAAGUUGAUGAGUCCAGGAAGCAGAAGAGCAAGGCAAUUAAUCCAGAAAGAAUGCAAGGAAUCCAGGGAAGUCCAAACGUCGGCACUCAACACUCCAUGAAUUCAGCGUUUGUUCCUGACAAAUGACCCUCCCCACAGUCUCAGUCCCCAGGUGUGCCUUGUGAAGAGGGGCAAGGUGCUCUCCUCCCAAGUAGGGUCAAUCUGCGCUGUUCUCGCCUUCUCUCCACUCUCCGUGCUCGAGGAUGAGGAGCGGGUGGUCCUUCCUCUGAACAUGAGCUCUGUCUCUCAUGUUCGCUGCUUAGCCUCUCUUGGUCAUCCUGCCCCCAUUCCUCCCUGCCUACAAGCCAUCCCAAUUCUGAAAGGCCCAGGCCUGCCUCGGCCUGCUCCUCCCCAUUUUCCUCUGAAGCCAACGAAGCUGCCCCCUCAAUCUCCAUCGGCAUGACACAAAGUCAUUUAUAAACAUGGAUUAAUUUUCAGCUUCUCCUUACGUGCAAAGCCGUAGGAGACUCUUUCAGUGCAUAAGUAAACAUCUCAAGCAGAGUGAGGCUGUGCAUUAAACACUUCAUAAAUCUUAAUAUUCGUAUCAAGGAUGGAAACUUCACUCCGCAGCGGUUAGAGAAAUGUUAAAAUUUAAAUAGAAAAGGGACAAAAGAAAAGAACAUUGGAAGUCAAAAGGUUAAAGAUGCUGAGCUGGUCAGCUGACAGCCUGGGUUUGAGACCUGAGCAUGCAGGACAGGGUGAGUUCCCGUUCCUUGCUCCAGCUCCUGCCCAACCUAGCAGUUUGAAAGUAUGCAAAUGCGAGUAGAUAAAUAGGUACCACUUCAGUGGGAAGGUAAUAGUUUUUCAUGCACUUUGGCAUAUAGUUACGCUGGCCAAAUGAUCAUGGAAGCAUCUUCGGACAAUGCUAAGAAAGGGAGAUAAGUGAGUAGAGUCAGACACAAUUGAACAGGGGAAACUUUUACCUUUACCCCUU
Ahaetulla prasina is the source of this 4875-nucleotide messenger RNA. It is a transcript of the gene CCDC146, whose product is annotated as coiled-coil domain containing 146. The record is from RefSeq and is a predicted model, not a curated record. NCBI's taxonomy places the organism in Eukaryota, Metazoa, Chordata, Lepidosauria, Squamata, Colubridae. Bases 88 to 3012 code for a protein of 974 amino acids. Gene Ontology annotation, cellular component: cytoskeleton. The transcript has 19 exons.